AUGCUGAUCUCUCACGAUCGCUACGGUUCGACGCUGCUCCACGAGGCAUGUUCUCGCGGCAUGAAGCACCUUGCCCUUGCUGUGCUCAGCGCAGCUGAGGAGGUGGGUGAAGCCACGCAGGAGAGGCUGACUGAGAAGCUCUUCCAGCGAGACUAUCGCGGGCAGACGCCAGUGCCUCAGCCCAGGUUGUGCAAGGACAGCGAGUCCGACGACGGCUACGAAGGUUCCACGGAUGUGGAGGAGCAGAGCGACGCCGCAUUGAAUUCCGACAGUGACUAUGACCCUCCUCCUGUGCGGGUACUCCUCCUGGCAUUCAUGUUCAUGUUCCAGGGCUAUGGAGCCAUGGUUGGGAGUCCACAGCAUGCGUUGAAACAUAAGCUGCACAUCCAUGGGAAAGAGAUGUCCGCGGAGUUCCAGGAAGCAACUGCGACCUUUCAGUUGGCCAAGAUGGUCAUGCGAAUCUGUCAAAUUGCUUUCCUCGUAUUCACGGACCCUGCAGGCAUCGUCUACACCUCCUACGUGGUGAUGAUGGCGGCGCUCCUAGUCCCCAUGAUCUUCGUCUGGGGCGCGGGAGUCACGGACCUUUGGGUCGUGCGGCUGCAGUACAUCCUGGGAGGCGUGGCCGUCGGCCUCUUUGAGGGCACCUUCCUGAGCGUGAUCAGCUCGCUAGGGAAGAACACCAAGACCUUCGCGAUCAUGGGAGCUCCCCUGGGGUUCUUUGUGAACAACACAAUCCUCGGAACGCUGAAAUACUUCGGGAUGCCUGUGAUUGUCUAUUAUGCCUACAAUUGCGCAUGCUUGCCUAUUGCGAUCUGGAUCUUCCACAGCAAACGGCCAAGAGAGGUCGUGGCUGUGAAAAGCAAAGGCAAGGGCUGCAAAGUCUUCUUGAACUCCCUGAAGUGCUGGCUGGACUGGGUGCCCAUCAUGAUUCCGUGGUUCAUCGCAAAGUUCAUUGGCAACUUCGUGCUGGAGGAUGGCUUUCCACUCCUCUUCAAUACUUUCAACAGCCCAAAGGUUCCCAUCAUUGGUGGCCCUGAAAGCCAAGAUCACUUGAUCCCGUUUGACCUCUACACAGCUCUUAUCUGGUUUCCUUGCAUGGCUGCUGGCGACACGAUUAGCCGACGGGUGCCGCAGUACCUGGAUGUAACGUCCAAACGAAAGUGCUUUCUGUACUUGUCUAUUGGGAUUAUCCUUUCCGUGGCUGGAGAAGCCCUGGACUUCUUACUGCUGGCACUCGUCACGGCUCUCGCAGCCUUCAUUGCCAACUUCGGCAACGGCUUUAUCUACGGCCUGCCAUCUGCCUGCACUGAAUUCCUCUUCAUCGUGCAGCAGCUGCUGGAAGUGGAGAGGCCGGUGACGGUAACAGGUUCCCACUCCGGUACCAAUGGCACCCCUUCCAUUUGCAAGGCUGCAAUUCUAGAACGAAUGGUCACUCACCAGCAGAUUGCCUGCACACAGGAAGGCAAUGCAUCCGUGGUAGCGUUCAGGAUCGUUGGCUUCAUGAGUUUGCCUCUGAACUACUACCUAGCAUUCGCGAUCUUGAUGGACGAACAGCAUGGCAGGCCUUCGCCUCACUUCAACGCCACCACAUAUCUCUUGAUCAACUCAAUGUGGAGGUUGCGAGCUUCUGGGGCUUUGACGCCGCUGCUGACUCCAUCUUCAGGGAUGCUCGCAGAGUUGGCCCAAGUUUUCGCUUUUCCAGAAUGCAGUCGACCGCCUCCCAGCGAUUCUGACAAGCCGGUUCACAGUUUCGUAGCUGCGUGUCUGGUCCAGUUCAAGACAGAGCUCCUGCAAUUCCGGGAGCUGCGACUUCGACGACAGAGCAGCUUCCGGAAUUUCUUGGAAGAGGCAGCCGUCGUGGCCGCAGACAGGCCUGUUGCGCCUCCUUUAGAGCAGAUCAACGCUAUCUCAGCUGAGCUGACGGCAAGCGCAGGUCCGCUCGAAGCUCGAAGACAGGAGGAGGAGGACUCCGACUGCGAGACAGAUCCUGGCAUGCCGGAGCUACAGCCCGUAACGCCACGCGCAAUCGCAGAGGUCCCAUCGUCGCAGCCGGCGUGUGGUGACUUCUCUCCUGGCGGCGAUGACAGCCCGGAAAGGCUCGGUGACUCCGGUGGCGACUUCAACAAAUGUUGGGGAAGGAGCGCCUUGAAAGAUGCAUUGAAAGGUAUGAGCUCAUUGCGUGAUGCCUAA
Symbiodinium sp. CCMP2592 is the source of this 2190-nucleotide messenger RNA. NCBI's taxonomy places the organism in Eukaryota, Dinophyceae, Suessiales, Symbiodiniaceae. The record is from the annotation of a GenBank genome assembly.